Molecule: messenger RNA, 1842 nt
Organism: Spinacia oleracea (spinach)
Lineage: Eukaryota; Viridiplantae; Streptophyta; Magnoliopsida; Caryophyllales; Amaranthaceae
Product: plastidal glycolate/glycerate translocator 1, chloroplastic
Exons: 8
Coding region: 157-1704 (515 amino acids)
Source: RefSeq, a predicted model, not a curated record
CUACGGCCAUUUUGUAUCCAUACAAACAGUUCAAAGGUCCCACUCACUUUUCAGAAUUCCAACCAAAAAAAAUGCCAAAAAAUCCCCACCAAAAUCACAAAAUUCGUUACCCUCAACUUAACACAGCAACUCUCACUACCAUCAUCCUGUGCUACCAUGGCUACUGCCAUGGCAGUUGCAACUAAUUUGCAAUUUAGCCCUUUAAUCAAUCGCAGAAUGAACACAAAUUUUGUUAGGGGAAAACCCCAGCUUUCUCUAAAUGUUGGCAUUAAACCCAUCAAAUGUCAAUCGAAUUCUGAAAAAUCAGGGGCACCCAUUAAAAUUGUUGGAACUGGGUAUCGAUUCUUGCAAGUGGGUCCUCAAAAAACUCAUUCAAAUCGAACAACUUUGGCAAAAUCACUUGGUUCUAAAGAUGGUGUUACUUCCUCAAUCUCUCAAACUGUGGUGGGUGUACUGCAUUUGGUUGUUUCACUAGGGAUUAUUCUGGCAAUGGAUAAUUUUCUGAAGCAGGCUUUUGUAACUGCAUCAAUUCAAUUCCCAAGUGCAUUAUUUGGAAUGUUUUGUACAUUUUCUGUUCUGACAAUCCUUGAUGCUAUCGUUCCGGCUGCUGCAGCAAGUUUGAUGAACUUUUUUGAGCCAGCUCUUCUGUUUAUUCAAAGGUGGCUUCCAUUGUUUUAUGUUCCUUCACUGGUAAUCUUGCCUCUUGCUGUUAGAGAUAUACCUGCAGCUUCUGGAUUGAAAAUUGUUGGCAUUUUAGUUGGUGGGUGGCUAGCUUCGCUUUGUGUAGCUGGUUAUGCAGCUAUAGCCGUGAGGAACCUCGUCAAGACGGAAAUGAUACCUGCUGAGCCUAUGUCAAAACCAUCUCCCUUUUCUACUACCGAAGUGUGGGCUUGGAGUGGUAUUUUCCUAGCAUCAUUUGUUGGUGCAUACUUAUAUCCAACCAUCCUGGGAACUGCUGCCCGCACCUGCCUCCCUUUCUUGCUUUCAGCAACAGUACUAGGCUACAUGGUUGGCACCGGGUUACCUUCUGCCUUGAAGAUGCUGUUUCAUCCCAUUAUAUGUUGUGCACUUUCAGCAGAUUUGGCAGCCUUUGCCUUUGGGUAUAUAUCAAAAUCUGGAAUUGAACCUGUUUUAGGAUAUUAUCUUACCAAGGUGUCAACAAACCCCGGAGCCGGUGACAUUUUAAUGGGGUUCUUGGGAUCUGUUAUUAUUUCCUUUGCCUUUUCCAUGUUCAAACAGAGAAAGCUUGUGAAGAGACAUGCAGCUGAGAUCUUUACAUCUAUCAUCGUUGCAACACUGUUCUCUUUAUAUUCAACUGCUUUCUUAGGGCGUGUUGUUGGGCUUGAACGGUCUUUGACUAUUUCAAUUUUACCACGGUGUAUUACUGUGGCUUUAGCCCUCAGCAUUGUCUCCUUGUUCGAAGGUACAAAUCCAUCCUUAACGGCUGCUGUGGUGGUGCUAACUGGUCUUGUUGGGGCAAACUUUGUGCAAUUUGUGCUUGAUAAGUUGCAGUUCCGCGAUCCCAUUGCUCGAGGAAUAGCCACAGCAUCUAGUGCUCAUGGAUUAGGAACAGCAGCACUAUCAGCAAAAGAACCAGAGGCACUCCCAUUCUGUGCAAUUGCCUAUGCUCUCACCGGCAUCUUUGGUUCCAUUCUAUGCUCGAUUCCUGUUGUCCGCGAAAGUCUUCUCGCUGUGGUCGGUUGAUUAUUAUUUCUUGCUUCUUGUGUUGUAAAUUGUUUUCUGAAAUUCAAAGUUACAUAAUCUUCCUAUGUACAUUGACACAUUGUACAUACUGACGAGUUUUGGCGAAAUACUACGUAAAUUCUUUCCCUUUGUAGAUAA